Molecule: messenger RNA, 4368 nt
Organism: Symbiodinium natans
Lineage: Eukaryota; Dinophyceae; Suessiales; Symbiodiniaceae
Source: the annotation of a GenBank genome assembly
AUGGAAAUGCAAGGAGAUGAGAAAGAUGGGCGCUACCAGCGACUCCAGCGAAGGCACGUCUAUCUUCACCGCUUGGCAGGUGAUGACAUCUUCGCGGCGAAGGUCGAAGCCCAGCCCAAGGCGCCCAUGCGAAUGGUGUUGCGGUUUGCCGUGUAUGCUGGCAUUGCAACCUUCGUGAUCAUGGAACGAAGUCAGGUCGGAGACUUAUCAGCAACGAACGAGGCGUUAAGGACAGCCUUGACCAGCCACUACUUCGAGUACUCCCCCACGCCAAAAGCCUUUGAUGACAUCAAAGAUGAAGGGGACGUGCGCUUGUGGCUAAGAUGGCUUUGCAAGGCGCUGGAGCAGGCUGGCAGUGAGCAGUCUUACGGCAAUCCCGCGUCGCUGCACUUGCACAACCGAGUCCUUCCCAAAGCUGGUGUGUGCUUAGAUGCUGCGGCCAUGAGCUUGAGCUUCCGACGUGUGAAGCUCUCGGCCGACAGUGCUUCCACCACCACUCUACGGUUUUCCCCGCUAUAUCCACUCACCUGGAUGGCCAGCACCAUUGCCCCAGGACAAGAUGGUGGGAGUGCUGAAGCAACGGCCAACAUCCGGGCUGGCAAUGUGACAUGGGUGCAUACGCCACCCUGCUCAUCUUGUGGAAAUGCAGGAUAUGAGAAUGCUGGAGGAUAUCUGGCAGUGACCACGUCUACCGCAGCAGGUACGCUUGUCCACUUGGUGGACAACUCACAAACUUUUGAUACCCAGCCAACUGAAGCGCUGCAGCAUUGUGACCGCAGACUCCAGCGAUCAGCAACCGUGAGCCUGGACACGUUUCUGGCGGAGCCGUUCUUUGAUCCGCAGCUGGGAAGUCUGACAGUGGAGUUUCAGUCUUACAACGCGAACUAUCAAAGCCUCUCCAGAGUUCGUGUGUUCUUUGAGUUUAGUGCAGCCGGUGCGCUCUCUUCGCACAGUCUGACAUCAGACACGAUUCGGUUGGACGUGUCUCAUGGAUGGAUUCAGUACUUCGAGUACGCCUACCUGAUCCUGACAUGCCUCUACUUCUUCGAGUUGGUCUACAGAAUCGGAAAGGGCUUCCCCACAUAUUUACAGAACUUCUGGUGCUACGUGAACGCAUGCUCCAUCAUUGGCAGUAUUAGCUGCUUCGGCCUCUGGUAUUACUACAUGCCUAGAUUGAGGGACUUUCGGGUCGGGCGGCAGUUUGAGGAGCCAGCAGAAUUUCAAGGUCGAUUUGCUACGUUCUCUCUGUACAUAGUGGCCUCUUCGUUUGCAACCUUCACGAUCUACCUCAGGGUACUUCAGUUUCUAGCGAACACCCGUUCGCGCGUGGUACUGCUCCUGAAGACCAUCAUGUUCAGCGCAGGGAACAUGGUCGUUUACAUUCUGUACAUUGGCGUGAUUUUCGUUGGCUUUUUCACAUUUGCAUUGACACACUUCUCUUCCUUGUCGGCAAAUUUCACGGACCCCUGGCACACUUUCGUCAGCACCUUCUCACUCUUCUUUGGCGACCUCAGUGUUGUAGACGGCUUCCAGGCCCCGCUGCGGGUGCCGUUCAUCUGGCUCUUCAUGUUCUUUUUCUUCUUCUUGUCAGUGCAGAUGUUCAAUGCAAUCAUCAACUACUCCUACAACAGGGUCUCAGAGGACAUGAAAGUGGUGUUCCAGCGCGAGCAGUACGAGCAGCAGCUGAAAAGCAAGAAAAAGGGCCGAAGUGUCUGGCAGAUUCUCAUGAGCUUGCGGAAGCCCAAAGCUGCUGAGGAGGAGGAUGUCGAGGCCGUUUCUGCGGUGAACGCGCAGGCGGCCGCUGCCGUCCCAGAUGCAAGUGCUCUUGACGAGGCAGUUCGGCAGAAGGUUGAGGAAUACCGCGGUCGGGACACGAACAAGAGCGCCAAGGAUGGAAUUUGUACCGCACUGACGUAUUGUGUCAUGGUGGGAUGCUACAUCUGGUUUCUUUACGUGAACAUGAUGGUCGAGGAGAAGAGUGCUGUUCGAAUUGCGGUCAAUGAAACCGUGCAUUCGAUUGAAGUGCCUGCAUCCAUGUCUUUCGACCCUGCGCAAGCUCCUCCAGAGGCAUGGGCAGACAUUCACUCCUGGCCGCAAGCAAUUUCUUGGAUUCGACUUGGGCUGCCGCAGCUGGUGUUCAAUUCCACUUCGUCCGAAAGCAUGGCCGUGGCUACAUCUGGCCCAGAUCCAAUCGCAGCACAGGGAGUGAGAUGCUUGCGGUCCUGGAACUGCUUUGUCACAGGUACAUUCAACUCCAGCCAGGCCAUUGUGCGAAUCACACAGAAGAGAAGCAUGAGGGUCUUGAACAACGGAGCUCGCCAUGACUCAACACCCGAUGACGAGCGCUUCAUCGGUGGAGUUGACAAUGCUACCGGCUUAGAGAUCCAGCAGAUGCUGGUGAAUGAAUCGGGGUUCUCCCAAAGGAUUGAUCCCGACUCCUCCAGCAAUGUCGCUGAGGACGCCAAUACGUGGUAUGAGCUGUCCCACGGGCAAACUCCCCUUUGCAGCACGGCGUCUGCGAAUGCACCUGGCAGCUACAAAAAGGCAGGCGGAAUUGUAUGUCAGCUGGAUUCUAAUCCCGCGACAUUCACGGAACAGAUGGACCUGAUGUUGGCGAAUGAUUAUUUCACGAGUGCGUCGGCCACUUUCGUGAUUGAGCUUGUAACCCACAAUGCAAACCGAGACAUGAUGAGCUACAUCGUGAUCAGGUUUGUGCAAACGCCGGCUGGCGACGUGCAGAAGGAUCUAAGAGUCUUCUCUCUGGCGCUGUUCGGCUGGGAUGUUGGGGUGGACAAGUUGGGUUACUUCACAGGACGUCUACUCCCCGGCGUGGUCUACAUGGUCUUGGUAAUGGUCUUCACACUCAUGCUCUAUCGCGAGAUGCAAACCGAGCACACUCGCCGAACAGUCUCCUCGGAAGGUGUAAAAGCUCCAGGAUUUCUGACAACCAUUUACACCUUCUUCAUCUCAGACCCUUUUCGGCCGGUCGAUGCGCUUUCAUUUCUCAUGUCGUUCUGGAGCUUUGUCCUCUUCAUCCUGUGGUUGGUGAAGGAGGGCGAGCUGCCGCUGAAGCUCCAAGAAGGUUAUGGGGGGAUUGUAGACUUUGCAUCUGAGCUGACCGCCCAGGAGAGAGAAUACAAUCGCAUCUCGUCAGUGAACUUGCUGCUUAUCUUCGUGCGGCCGCUGCGCUUCAUUCGCGACGACCCUCGCAUGCAGAGACUCAAUCAGACGUUAAAGGAUGCCAGGACUGACAUCUUCUGGUUCAUCAUCGUUCUUGGCAUCGUGCUUUUUGCCUGCACGCUUCUGUCAUUUGUGUCGUUUGGGCCUUCCUUCAUCAAGUGCAAUGACAUCUUUACGGCCUUCUUGUUCUGCUUCUCGUUUAUCAUCGGCGAGUUUGAGUUCUGGAGCCUAUACAGGGCAAAUCCAGUGAUGGCGGUCUUGUUCUUCUUCCCCUACCUCAUCCUUGUGUACUGCGUCUUCACCAACAUCUUCUUCGCGAUUCUUGACCGGUUCUUCGUGUCAGCAGAUCCCCCACCCAUGAAAUUCAAGCGCAAGCUCAAGCCGAUCUUCUCGAAGAUUUGUCGCUGCAUCGACUGGGACGACGACUUCGUCAUGGAAGGGGACCCAAAGGCUGCCAAGAAGGAUGGGCCAGUUUCACGUGCAGGCCGCGUCGCCGAUACUGCCAAGGUGAUCCACAACAUCCGAAAAGGUCUGGAUGGAGACUCCGGAAGUCAGAUGGCGCUGAGCAAGCCGCUGCGAGAAGUCUGCGACAUGGAUGACCGGCUCUUAGGUGUGAUGAAAUGGGGGAAGGAGGAGGCAGCAUCUCUGGUCAGCGACUUCCAGAAUCUGCUUGUCAAGAAGCAGCACUACAAGAACGAAGAUGUCUUCAUCAAGCAGGUGGUCAUGAAGAAGGUUGAUCAGGAUGAAAGCAGAACAAGAGCAGAAAUGGAUGAGGCAAACCGGCAGAUGAGAUAUGCAGCGGAAGUGCACGAAGUCAUGGCGCUGCGCGAUCAGCAGACUCUUGCAAAGUACAUCUGGCUGCUGGAGCAAAAAAUCCAGAAGAAGAUGAAUGAUCAGCAUGCCCUGAAGAUGGAGGUCCAGCACCUUCAGGAAGAAAUGGACAGAAUGCGUUUCACCAAAGAAGAGCUACGGAACCAAGCCAGCGGCGUGGGUACUGCAGAAGCGAUGCCGGAUGCAGAGACUCAAGGCCUGCCAGGUUCCGAUGAAGAGGACGAUUUAGAUGAACUUCGCGAAGGCGAAGACCCUGGAUCGCCUGCAGAUGAUCCCAAUGCAGCCAUGGAUCAUCCACUGCCACGGGAGAAUCCAACAACUGUCUCGAUGCUGAAGGCGUUGAGUGGCCAGCCAUGA